UGUGCAAAGUCUUCAGUUGCAAAAUUUACUUUGGUCCUUUAUUUGCACCUCCGUCUCGGGCGAGGUCCCUCCUUGUCUGGCGGGAUGGCGGAGCAGGAGAGCUUGGAGUUUGGGAAGGCAGAUUUUGUUCUCUUGGACAAUGUGACCAUGGAGGACUUCAUGGCGAAUCUGAAGCUCAGGUUUGAGCGUGGCCGGAUCUACACGUAUAUUGGGGAAGUUGUCGUGUCUGUAAACCCUUAUAAAAACAUAGCCCUGUAUGGAAAAGACAUGAUUGAAUAUUACCGGGGGCGAGAGCUGUACGAGCGGCCCCCACAUCUCUACGCCAUCGCAGAUGCAGCGUACAAGGCCAUGAAGCGGAGAGCGAAGGACACGUGUAUUGUUAUAUCAGGGGAGAGCGGCGCAGGGAAGACUGAGGCCAGCAAGUACAUCAUGCAGUACAUCGCAGCCAUAACCAACCCCACACAACGAGAGGAGGUGGAAAGGGUGAAGAACGUUCUGCUGAAGUCCAACUGUGUCCUUGAAGCCUUCGGAAAUGCCAAAACCAACCGUAACGACAACUCUAGUAGAUUUGGAAAAUACAUGGACAUCAACUUUGACUUCAAGGGAGACCCUACCGGAGGACACAUCAACAACUAUCUCCUUGAGAAGUCUCGGGUCCUGAAGCAGCAGCCAGGGGAAAGGAAUUUCCAUUCAUUCUACCAGCUCCUCCUGGGGGCCCCAGAUGCAUUACUGAGUUCAUACCACCUGCAGAGGGACCCCACAUUAUACGUCUUCACCAGAGAGGGCGCUAACAACAAUUUUGUGAUCAAUGACCAGGCCAGCUACAGACUGGUGGUGGACUCAAUGAAGGUGAUCGGAUUCAGCCAAGACGAGGUGGAUUCAGUCUACAAGAUUCUGGCCUCCAUUUUGCACCUGGGUAACAUGCGUUUCACAACGGAAGGCGACGCUGUUGUUCUAGAAAACGAGGACCUGGUCAGUCACGUGGCUCAGCUGACGAGCUGUGACACUGACACCGUGAAGAAGACUCUUCUAUACAGGACAAUGGCUGCAGGGGGGGGCGAAAUCAUCGAGAAGGGGCACAGCGUCAAAGAGGCGGCAUACGCCAAGGAGGCCUGCGCCAAGGCUUUCUACGAGAGGUUGUUCUGCUGGAUCGUCAGCCGUAUCAACAGCGUGAUAGAAGUGAAGGACUAUGAUGUCCGGGUCCAUGGAAAGAACACAGUCAUCGGGGUCCUGGAUAUCUACGGCUUUGAGAUCUUUGAUAAUAACAGUUUCGAGCAGUUCUGUAUAAAUUACUGUAAUGAGAAGCUGCAGCAGUUGUUCAUUGAGUUGAUCCUGCGGCAGGAGCAGGAUGAGUACCAGAGAGAAGGCAUCGAGUGGCAGCACGUUGAAUAUUUCAAUAAUCAGAUCAUUGUGGAUCUGGUGGAGCAGUCACAUAAAGGGAUCAUCUCCAUCUUGGAUGAGGCUUGUCUUACGGUUGGAGGCAUCACAGACACCAUCUUCCUGGAGUCCAUGAACAGCAAACUCUGUAGACACCCCCAUUACUCCAGCAGGAAGCUUUCCCCGACGGAUAAGUCGAUGGCGUUUAACCGAGACUUCCGGAUAAAGCACUAUGCUGGGGAUGUGACGUACUCGGUGGAGGGAUUCCUGGACAAGAACAAGGACACGCUGUUCCAGGAUUUCAAGCGUUUAAUGUAUAACAGUAAGGACCCCGUUCUCCGGGACAUGUGGCCAGACGGACAGAUGAGUAUCAGUGAAGUGACCAAGAGACCCCUCACGGCCGCCACGCUCUUCAGGAACUCAAUGAUUCUGUUAGUAGAGAACUUGGCCAGCAAGGUAAGAGCCACCUACCCCUGA
Molecule: messenger RNA, 1854 nt
Organism: Bufo gargarizans (Asiatic toad)
Lineage: Eukaryota; Metazoa; Chordata; Amphibia; Anura; Bufonidae
Product: unconventional myosin-Id-like
Exons: 14
Coding region: 85-1854 (589 amino acids)
Biological process (GO): vesicle transport along actin filament; actin filament organization
Cellular component (GO): plasma membrane; vesicle; microvillus
Molecular function (GO): actin filament binding; microfilament motor activity; ATP binding
Source: RefSeq, a predicted model, not a curated record